AGUUGAUAUAUUGUGAUGCAUAAAAAAAUGUUGGAAUAGAUGUCUUUCUCUGGAAACGAUUACAGCAGGUUUCUAUCUCAAGGGAAUGCACCUGUUCCUCGUGCUUCCAGAUCUCAAGGCACUGUUCCUCGUGCUUCCAAUUCUCAUGGGAAUGCAUCUAGAAACUGUAAUCCACCCUCACCAGCCAGUCAAAACCAACAAGCCGGUCUGUCUCCUCCACCAUCCAAUCAAAACUCUCCUAAUCCAUCUCAUUCAGCUACUCAUCCACCAACUGGGCGUCUCAACGAUCUGACAUUGGAGGAGCUCCUUGACAGUCCGGGGCGUCAGUCUCUUCAGAGACUAGAUCCAAAUCGUCCUCCGGGAACUCUCUGGUUUGACAUUGAUGUAUCAGUUGCAGCUUCUGUCCGCAAGAUUUUUGAAAGAGAUUUCAAGGAACCUCAUGCCAAUUGGACACAGACUCCUGAUGCAGUGGUCAAUCGUUGGUAUGAGACUUUUGCGCAAAUGUACAACUGGGACAAGUCCAUAAAUGAGAGAGUUAGAGAUGAGUUUGAGGACAAGUUGAAGGAUAGGAUGUCUGAUCAAGUUUCUCGAAAUAGGAGUAUCAACAGUAGAAAUGCUCGAUAUCAUGAUCCCGUUGGCCUUGGUAUAUCUAAACACCGUUCUGGCCAGACCUCUUUCAAAUCCCGUGCCAGAAAGCAUUGUGAGGAGACUGGUGAUUCAACACCAGAUUUUCUGGUGGUUCUUGAGCAAACUCAUCGCAAACCUGAUGGGACUUUCAUUGAUAGAAAGUCAGAGGAGAUCUACAAGGAAGUGUCAUCAAGGAUUGAAGAGGAGGAGUCUCAGCUGUUUACAGGGGAUAAUACAGAGAGCUCUGCUUCAGGUGGAUUAUCAGUGGCUGCCAAGAACAAGAUCUAUGCUCAGGUUGCUCCAAGGAAGAAAGGAAGGUUGUAUGGGGUUGGUUCUCUGCAGAAUGAAGCAUCCUCAGUCCAUGUUGGUCCACUGCCUACUCAUAAUGAUCGAGAGGUUCUAUUGGAGAAGCUUGCUGCUGCUGAAGCUCGUCUUCAACUUCAGGCUGAGAAGAUCAAUAGCUUCGAUGCCUAUUGGCAAUACCUCGCAGAGAAGGAUCCAGUGUUUGCAGGCAUGUAUCAAGGACCAUCCGAACCGGCAAAUGCAGAAGCCACAAGAACUGCGGAGGGCAACGAGGCCGGAGGCGAUCAGACCGGAACCGAUCAGACCGGUGGAACUGAGACAGGAACUGGUACCAGACCAGCCUCCUCUACUUCACAAGCUUUUUAAUUUCUCUGUGUUAAGACUUGGUUUAAGUCUUG
Messenger RNA from Arabidopsis arenosa, 1328 nucleotides. NCBI's taxonomy places the organism in Eukaryota, Viridiplantae, Streptophyta, Magnoliopsida, Brassicales, Brassicaceae. The record is from the annotation of a GenBank genome assembly.